AUGGGGGAGGACGACGCGCGCGCGCGCGUCGGGCACGUCGUGCUCGCGAUGGAGGACAAGGGAGAGACGCGCGGACGACGACGGGCGCGGGAGACGGGCGCGGGCGGCGCGGAGGGGAAAGUGGGCGAGGUGUUUCCGGAUUUUCAUCCCACCAAGGUGCCGGUGUACGAGGGAGAGACGGUGAAGGAGUUUUGCGCGCGCGUGAGCGGGUUAAGGGGGGAGACGGAGAGCGAGCGAGGGGAACUCCUGUGGGGGACGAUCCUGCUGCCAGAGUUUGAAAUCUUACAGGCGCUCACGUCGACCAAGCCGUGGCAGAUCGAUCUGAAGAAGGGAGCGGAGCGGUUAUUGAUGCGAGUUCCGAGAGGGUGCGGGACGACGGAAGAGAUGCUCAAGUACAUGAAGAUUGCGGAGAAGAAACCGUCUCCGCCGCCACCGCCCGUGGAGGCGCCGCCAGUGGACGCGCGACCGAAGAAACGCGCGCGGACGAACAAGGCGGAGAGCGCGGACGAUGUCUCGGAAGACUUGGUCGUCGCUGGGUUGCUUGCGGUUGCGGAGAAGAAACCGAGCGGUGAUGGGAAGCAGUCGGAACGUGAGGCGACUGUAGCGUUGCGCGUGGACCGACGGCCGCGAAUUCGCGUUGCCAUCGUCAGAGAAGCGAUGGAGAAGCUCUUUAGACAGACGACAGGUCGUAGAAUGCGCUCAAUCAUGGACUUUUACGAGCACGACGCGUCGCCGGUUGAACGCCCGAAGAACUCCAGACAGGUGCAAGUUUGCGAACGCUACACUCUGUCUUUGACCGAAGGAGGUGAAGCGCGCAUCGAAGAUGAGGCAACGGAGGAAGAUUUGGAGCUCGUCGCGCAGCUCAACGCGUUGGCGACGUCCGAUAAACCGACGAGGUCGAAGGCUGACGCCAGAGCUCGCGCUUUGCGCGUCGACAAGGAAGCCGCGCUCCCGAACGAGCUCCUGGCAUUCGUUCCGACUCCGGACGCUGACAAGACGACAAAGGUUGUCAUCAGAUCGGGGACGUUCGCCGAGGCUUGGGCGACCACCUUGGCCUCACAGGUAAAGCCUCAAGUGGAUAUGGGCAGAGUGAGGUGCAGCACUUUCGCUUGUUUUUACUACACGGGGCUCGUCUCCGAGGCGCUCAAUUCAGUGUCUCUCCUGCCGCCUUCGAUGCUUCACGACUGA
Messenger RNA from Ostreococcus tauri, 1188 nucleotides. RefSeq lists its product as hypothetical. Bases 1 to 1188 code for a protein of 395 amino acids. NCBI's taxonomy places the organism in Eukaryota, Viridiplantae, Chlorophyta, Mamiellophyceae, Mamiellales, Bathycoccaceae. The transcript is spliced from 2 exons. The record is from RefSeq and is a predicted model, not a curated record.